Molecule: messenger RNA, 1227 nt
Organism: Periconia digitata
Lineage: Eukaryota; Fungi; Ascomycota; Dothideomycetes; Pleosporales; Periconiaceae
Source: the annotation of a GenBank genome assembly
UGCACUGAACUGUACCCUUGCUGGCCUCGCCUGUCCGUGUCUACCUCAGUUCUCCCCAAACACCAACUGCUCAAACAUGUCGUCGGACUCAGAGAAUUCUCAAGUCAAUUACGAUCGAUUGAGCGCACGAGUUCAGCAUACUGCACGAUACUCAUCUCCUGAAGCCGGAUCGGACCAUGCCACGGAUAACGACUUCAUGGAAGUUGGGGGCCAGUUUGGGGGAACUGAGUGGGAGCCAUAUCCUUAUCAUCUGGAGCUUAGUGAGAGCGAGUCCAACGACCCACAGACGACCCUACAUACGGGAAAUCAGCCCCCGAUCAACGCGUACUCCACGGACGACAGUCGACCUCCGCCUCGGGUUUCGUCCACACUCCCACCUCGGACCCUUAUUCGAUCCCAUUUGGGCCCUUACAUACACUCUUCUGAGUAUCGACGUUCCAGAUCAGAGAGACGCAGUCAACAGAGAAGAAGACUUCGUUCCAGGCAGCGCAGUCAAAGCUCAAGAGAGAGUGAUGAAAACCCUCGAUCGGACCUGACCAUUGGCUAUUCCCCCGAGCGCGGGAGAAACAACGAAAAUAAUUGUGGCACGACACCAACACCGGCGUUCUCUCCUAGUCGCACUCCAUCCCACCAUUCUAGAGAAACAGAUGAAGAUGGGGCGCGAGGAGCAGAGCCCCAGUCACCACAUCCUUUUUCUGAAUACGACCGUUAUAACCCUGACCGUUGGAGGAUCACUUUAAGCGGCCUCGAAGAACAAUUCUCCAGUCGUGAAUGAUCGUCUCUUGGGUCGACUACACACGCAUGCCAGCUUGUCGGGGACUUUAUAUUUUCAUACAAUAUUGUAUGGGCCAUGUCAGAAAUCAUCUGCAUUGCCGAAGCAUCUCUAUUUCAAUUCACUCUUAUGUCGACUAUCGGGAGGGACUGCUUUGUACUGCUGUUGUUGCUGCUUUUGAAUUGUAUGAUUACAUGUUCGCUUGUUCGGUUAGUCGUCCGUGUUACCGCUGGUCGUUUCGCGGCAUCUUCUUGUUACCAGGCUUGCACAACGGAAUGUUGUUCUGUAAGUUUGAGAAAAAUCGUCGUCAAUUGCCAGAUAUCAACUCUCAGUCAACCGUCAACAAGCUUGCAUCCGUGGAACUCUUCUAAUACAGUCGCAGCGUCCAGGGAGUGGUGGGCAAUAGCUCGCAUACUGAUGCAAGUACAGAAUCAAAGGCGCACAUCUGACAAGCG